Messenger RNA from Nerophis ophidion (straightnose pipefish), 6605 nucleotides. It is a transcript of the gene ptprc, whose product is annotated as protein tyrosine phosphatase receptor type C. Lineage: Eukaryota; Metazoa; Chordata; Actinopteri; Syngnathiformes; Syngnathidae. The record is from RefSeq and is a predicted model, not a curated record. Gene Ontology annotation, biological process: positive regulation of peptidyl-tyrosine phosphorylation; protein dephosphorylation; negative regulation of protein kinase activity. Gene Ontology annotation, molecular function: protein tyrosine phosphatase activity; protein binding.
UUUGAGUGAACACGAUAUUUAAGCCUCCAACACUAGAAUUUUGUGGGGGGUUUUAUUUUCAUUUUUUUAAAUGCGUUGACCGAUUUUGGUCUUCCAGUCAGAUGUGAGAUGAGACAACUUCCUGUUCUUGGUGACAGUGCUGAAAUGAAGCUUCCUGCCACCAAGCGUUAAGGUGAAGGCGGCCUGAAUUCAGCGUGACAUCACUCUCACUUCACUCGAGGACCGAAGGCGAGGUUUUUCGGCGUAGGGGAACAAGUCCAGGAAGCUGCGUCGACAGAUAAGACUUGAAGAGCGACUGGUUUAUGGUGUUUGGCGGCACACAUGGAAGGUCUGCACGGUCUCAGGACCCUGCUGCUGUGGGCGGCUGGCAUCUCUUUGGCCUACUGUGAAAACACAACAGGUCAAUUCACAACAGGUCAAUUCACAACAGGUCAAACCACAACAGGUGAAUUCACAACAGGUCAAAACACAACAGGUCAAACCACAACAGACUCAAAGGUUUCAAACAGCAGCACAACAACCUCUCCAGCAAUUGUCACUCCGAUGUCCAAUAACGUUAACGUUACAAACGCGUCUGCCCCAAUCCAGUGUUCCUACAGUGUUACACCGAUACCAUUUGGGUUCAUGUUCAACAUCAAAAGCUCUGCCACUGGCGUGUACAAGAUUGUUUUGACCGAGGACGGCCAGGCGCUGACAAAACACUCUAACACCACAUCGGUCAACAUCCUGAAUCUGAAACCCUGCACGGAAUAUGAGCACAUCGUCAAUUAUCACAAUGACAAGAACGAAGAACAAGGAACUGGUUGUAACUUCACAAAUCCUAUACAGAAGACCUUUACUAAGGAAAUGAGUCAAAAGGAAACCCACCAUAACACCUCGGAUGGCUGUCUUUCGGUGUAUUCUGAAUGGGAUAUCAGCACUUCACUGUGCCCCAAGAAUUCUAGUGUUAAAUUUAAAGGAAAUGAAGUGUGCAUCAGCCCGGCCUUCAGUGACAUUUGCUCUCGACUCACAACGCACUUCAACAUUGCAAAAAAUUGCACCUCUUACAAUUUGACAACGUUCUUCAGUGCAGAUGUUUUUUUGAUGAAAGAGAAUAUAAAACAGGAUUAUACCUCCACACUUCCUAUGAACAUCACAGCACAUUUACCCCCAAAAUGCACCAAUCACUCCACUCUUUACUCCUGUGUGGAUGCUUCCAACAAAACCACAAAUGUGUCUGAUCUUGAACCCUUCACCAACUACAUCUGUACUGGUCACAUCAUGGAGCACAAUACCACUAAAAAAAAACUAAAGCUUCUCCCGGUCAGGAUUGACUGCGAUCUUAAUAUACAAAUUGAAACUCCUCACCCGACUAAUGAAUCCAUUGAAAUGAAAUGGACAACUGAAAGUGCAAAUUGUGUGAAUGUGGUUUCUGAAGGAACAAAGCUUUCAUACGAUUGCUACUGUAAGCCUAGCACGGAAGCAAACAAGAAAUCUGGAAAAAGUACGGCAAGGAAACCCCCAGCCCCUGUUCGCUGUAACGUUCCCGGCCUAAAUCCAUUCACUGAGUAUAAUUGUACUAUCCAACCUAUUUACGACAAUAAGCCUGUUGGCCGACCAGAAACAAUGACACUGGGUACCUUAUCUGGAGUGCCAGAUGACAUCACCAACCUGAAAGCAUACCUUAUCGACAACAAUGUGAUUGAAGUGACCUGUGAUCACUCAAAACAGUUUAAUGGGGUGAAAACUGGCUUCAGUGCAGUUAUCCAGGAUAGUGUCACUGUGAAAACACAAAACCAAAGUGGAACAUGUAAAUUCACAUUCACAGAUUUGAGCUACUCUACCACGUACAAAGUGGAGGUGUUUGCCUUCAACCAGGAUUUCAGGAGUAAGAACGGAAGGCUGGAACAGGUUUCUACUUCCUACAAUGACAAAGCCCUCACUGGGUUUCUUAUCUUCCUCAUCGUUUUCACAUCAGUGGCGCUCCUUAUAGUUCUCUUCAAGAUCUAUUCGGUGAAACGGCAAAGGUCCCAAGACAUCCAUGAAAACCUGCUUCUUAUCCCAAAUGCAAAAAACUUUUCGGUGGAACCAAUCGAAGCUGACACGUUGCUGGAAGCAUACAAAAUUAAACUGGCUGAUGAGGGACGCCUUUUUCUGGAAGAGUUUCAGAGCAUCCCCAGAGUUUUUACGAAGUCGACAAUGAAAGAGGCUAAAAAACCCUGCAAUGCCCUGAAGAACCGUUACGUGGACAUUUUACCAUAUGAUUACAACCGAGUACAGCUUUGUACAGGAAAUGGCAAGGCCGGCUGUGACUACAUUAACGCCAGCUUCAUUGAUGGCUAUAAUGAGUUAAAGAAAUACAUUGCAGCUCAAGGACCAAAGGAGGAAACGGUGUGUGACUUCUGGAGGAUGAUCUGGGAGCAGAAAUCUUCUAUCAUUGUCAUGGUAACGCGCUGCGAAGAGGGAAACAAGGUCAAGUGCGUGCAAUACUGGCCUUCUCCUGACCGAGAGACAGAAAUCUACGAGGAGUUUGUUGUCAAGCUCCUUUCGGAGGAUUACUUCCCCGAUUAUAUCAUCCGCAGUCUUAGCCUGACUAACAGGCAAGAGAAAAUCGAGAGAGAUGUGACCCAAAUCCAGUUCAUCAGUUGGCCCGAUCAUGGCGUUCCGGGGGAGCCCCACCUCCUCCUGAAGCUCCGACGGCAAGUUAACGCCUUUAAGAACGUUUUCAGCGGGCCCAUUGUUGUCCACUGCAGUGCUGGAGUGGGCAGGACGGGCACCUACAUCGGCAUUGAUGCCAUGAUGGAGUGUCUGGAGGCAGAAAGCAGAGUGGACAUCUAUAGAUUUGUUCGUAAUCUCCGCAGACAGAGAUGUCUCAUGGUUCAAGUGGAGGCCCAGUACAUCUUAAUACACCAGGCCCUACUGGAGCACAACCAGUUUGGAGAAACGGAGAUCUCGCUGUCAGAGCUUCACAGUACACUGAGGAUGCUCAAAGACAUCAGCUCUGCCAAUGAACCUACUUUACUGGAGGAAGAGUUUAAGAGACUUCCCACCUACACAAACUGGAGGACAUGCAACACAGGGAUCACAGAAGAAAACAAAGCCAAGAAUCGCUGUUCGUCGAUCAUCCCCUACGACUACAACCGAGUGUUACUGAGUGCGGGUGAAGGGUCCAGCUGCGAUAGCACCCCUGAUGAAGACGAUGAGGAACAGCCAUCUGAUGAAGAGGAGGAGGAGAAGUCCACUGCAUACAUCAAUGCUUCCAAAAUUCAUGGCUACUCGAACUCUUGCACCUUCAUUGCAGCACAGUCUCCUCUAGAUAGUACCAUGGCUGACUUCUGGUUGAUGGUUUACCAGAAGAAGGCUUCCACCAUCGUCAUGCUGGAGGCCAAUGGAGAAGAAAAAGAAUCUGCGUUUUGGGAGAGCAAGGAGACGACCACUUAUGGGGAUAUUGAAGUGCAAGUGCAAGGAGUCGAUGAUAAUCCCAGCAUGAACAUCAUCCAUCGUAUGAUGUUGAUUCGUCACGUCAAGAGGAAAGAGAAACGGACGGUGGUGUACGUUCAGUUCCUGAAGUGGGGGAGCAGAGAGCUGCCGGAGAAACCUCAAGUUCUGACGGACAUGAUUAAGGAGGUCAAGCGUGGGAAGACGCCAGGACGCGCUCCAGUUGUCGUCCAAUGCAGUGAUGGUUCCUCCCGUUGUGGUAUUUUCUGCGCACUGUGGAACCUUCUGGAUAGUGCUGAGACGGAAAAGACAGUGGAUGUUUUCCAGGAGGCCAGAACUCUGCGUAAGGAGCGAAAGGGGAUGAUAGCAAGUCUGGACCAGUACCAGUUCUUGUAUGACGCGCUGGACGGAGUCUACCCUGUCAAGAACGGGGAGGUGAAACCUGUUCAGGCCUCUGAAGUGGACUCUGUCCUGUUGGUCAAUGAGACCCAGAGUGCAGAAGAGGCUGACGGCACUCCCUUGAUGGACCAGCAGGGAGAAGCAGAUAGCAGUGGAAAGCCUGUAGCUGAAACAGGGAUGGAGAAUAGAAAGGAGGCAGAAAAAGUAUCCGGCCACCCCACGGAGACAACACCUUAGGGGUCUGAGGAGCGGUGGCAAGUGUCGUUUUACUCGCAGCAAUAAGCGCUUCAAUUGGAUGCUUCCUUUUGGGACAGGUAUUGUGUUUUUAACUAUGUAAGUGUAAAAGAUGUGCAAAGCUUCAGUUUAUUGAGCAUCUAUCCAAGUUAUGGGAUAGAUGCAAGAUGGCCAACCCUCUUUAGGGGUUCCAAAUGCUUCCUGGUGAAGUUUUAAUUUCUUUGAAAAGCUUUUAUUAAGUUUUUGUAAGAGAAAAUGAUAGGACAUAGAACUAUAAUUACAAUCUUGGCUACAAUAUUGGAUGAAUUCAUCAGUGUCAGAGCUUUUUUAUUUUUUUAAUUAUCCACAAGAGCCUCUUCUACAGUAUAAUAAUAAUAUACAUCCAUACAUACACACACACACAUACAUAUGUAUACAGUACAGUCCAAAAGUUUGGACAAACCUUCUCAUUCAAUGCGUUUUCUUUAUUUUCAUGACUUCCGUAUUUCCUUGAAUUACCGCCGGGGCGCUAACUAAUUUAAAACCUAUUCUCACUCCUACACUUACCAAAGGCAUGCGGUAAAAGUAAGCAUGCGCUAAUUAUUUUAAAACCUCUUCUCACUCCGGCACUUACCAAAGGCAUGCAGUAAAAAUUUGAGUGUGAUGUAAGCUUGUACCUUAAAUCCUACUGAAUAGCUCUUAAUCUUCUUCCCUUUAUGCGAUUUUAAAUUACCGGUAUUGAAAUCAGCUUCCUCUAUUUUGAAAAUGAUGACAGGGGAAGUGUCACUCGUGACAUCAUGAGUUUGACCAGGCGGUACUACUAAGCAUGCGCUAAUUAUUUUGCAAAGCGAGUUUGACCCGGCAGUAAUUCAAGGCAGGUGCAAACUAUAUGCCCUGCGGCAAUUCAAGGAAAUACAGUAUUUACAUUGUAAAUUGUCACUGAAGGCAUCAAAACAAUGAAUGAACACACAAGUUAUGUACUUAACAAAAAAGUUGAAAUAACUGAAAUCCUGAUUUAUAUUGCAGUUUCCUCAAAAUAGCCACCCUUUGUUCCGGUUACUUCUUUGCACACUCUUGGCAUUCUCUGGAUGAGCUUCAAGAGAUAGUCACCUGAAAUGGUUUUCACUUCACAGAUGUCAUAGUUCUGAUGCCUGCAGUGACAAUCUACAAUGUAAAUAGUCAUGAAAAUUAAGAAAACACAUUGAAAUGAGAAGGUGUGGCCUGUAAUAUACAUAUAUAUAUAUAUAUAUAUAUAUAUAUAUAUAUAUAUAUAUAUAUAUAUAUAUGCAGUAUGUAUAUAAUAUAUCCAUUCACACUCUUUAUACUGUUAGUAUGUAGGGUAGUUUUAUUGUAUUAUGAUAGUACGAACUGUAACUUAUUGAACUUAGCAACUGUGUCGAGGAGACUGAUAAAUACAAUAAAUAUAAUCAUUUAAAGGGUCAUUUGUCGCCCACGCUUCAUAUUUUAUUGGUACAUUGUUGAAAUAUAAUUCAACAAAGCAAAUAUUUUAUUUAUUUGGAUAAACAUAAAAAAUAGAUGUAAAGAAAAAAGGCGAAAUGUUAAUACUGAUGACUACUGAUAUCACAAAGCUUUGUAUUUAUGUACAGGUAUAUAACUUUUUCUUUUUACCUGUGUAAACAAUUUAAAACAUUUUGAAAAUGUCAACGUUAAAGUUAAAGUACCAAUGAUUGUCACACACACACACACACACUUGGUGUGGUGAAAUUUGUCCUCUGCAUUUGACCCAUUCCCUUGUUCACCCCCCGGGAGGUGAGGGGAGCAGCGGUGCCGCGCCCGGGAUUAAUUUUUGGUGAUAUAACCCCCAAUUCCAACCCUUGAUGCUGAGUGCCAAGCAGGGAGGUAAUGGGUCCCAUUUGUUUAAUCUUUGGUAUGACUCAGCCGGGGUUUGAACUCACAACCUACUGAUCUCAGGGCGGACACUCUAACCACUAGGCCACUGAGUGGCAUCCUUAAUUUUUUUUUAGUCUCUGGCACUAGAUGGAAAAUGUUUCCAUAAUCGUAAUAUCAUAAUUCAAGAGAGCGAUAGAUGUUCAAAUGGAUCGAGGGUUUUUACAUUCAGAAAUUGGUACAACUCUGGCAAAAAUGCGAAACCGACUGCGAUUAAAAGAUAGAAGAUUUAAUAUCCAUCACAAAUACAGUAUAUGUGCCAUGUAUAAAAACUUAAAUACAAAAACAGCCUCAUCAGAAAUAUAAACAAUGAAACUCUUGGAUCGACACUUGUAUCUAUAUAUUUGUAUUUGAUAUUUAAAAUCUGUAUGUACAAAAUGUCUGGCAGGACAUUUGAUUCUAAUGUGCACUGUACAUUUGAAGCGACGUUGAAAGAUAUUUUUACAUGCGGUACAAAAAUAUUCCAUUUUACUCAAGGCAUGUGUAAGUCAUUGCUGAGCCACUUCUUUUACUUUUCAUCUGUAAAUAGCUGCAUGUACUCUUUCAGUAUUAUAGUUUGCACAGUCGCCAUCCUUCAUUUUGUUGCCAUAUCUGUUUUACCAUGAGUCACAAUGCCAAAGGUUUGUGUAGCGGUCCGCCAAUAAUAAAUUUGGAAUGCUACAAAUCGA